Molecule: messenger RNA, 868 nt
Organism: Syngnathus acus (greater pipefish)
Lineage: Eukaryota; Metazoa; Chordata; Actinopteri; Syngnathiformes; Syngnathidae
Gene: med29
Product: mediator complex subunit 29
Exons: 4
Coding region: 35-535 (166 amino acids)
Biological process (GO): regulation of transcription by RNA polymerase II
Cellular component (GO): mediator complex
Molecular function (GO): transcription factor binding; transcription coregulator activity
Source: RefSeq, a predicted model, not a curated record
UGUUUCCGGUGUCAAUGUGGCGAGCCAUGCCAAGAUGGCGUCUCAACAACAAGCAGCUUCUCUUCAGCAGCAACAGCAGCAACAGCAGUUGAGUCAACAGCAAGACUUCGACCCGGUGCAUCGAUUUAAAAUGCUCAUCCCGCAGUUGAAAGAAAGUCUUCAGAACCUAAUGAAGAUCGCGUCGCUCAACUUGACCCACAACACAAUCAUCGAUAACGGAGUUACAAGUAACGACACUGCUGUUCAGCGCUUUGACAAAAGCUUGGAGGAGUUCUACGCGCUUUGUGAUCAGCUGGAGCUGUGUUUGAGGCUGGCGUACGAAUGCCUCUCGCAGAGCAUCGACAGCGCCAAACAUUCGCCCAACUUGGUUCCCACCGCCACCAAACCUGACACGGUGCAGACGGAGUCCAUGUCUUACGCCCAGUACCUUGGCAUGAUCAAGUCCCAGAUCUCGUGUGCCAAGGACAUCCACAACGCUCUGCUGGAGUGUUCCAAAAAGAUCGCAGGAAUGGGUCAGCCUCCAGGAAUUAUGUAGAUCUUGCUUGGACUUCAUUUCUCAAAUGUCAUUUAUUUUUGGAUUUCUUGCUGGUUUUUUGUACCACCUCCGACAGAGGAGUAGUGCUUUGAAUCAAACGUGGUUCUACAAGAUUGUAAACAAAACCUCACAUCCUGAAAUUUAAUUUCAAGCUGAUGGCAAUUACACUUUAUCAAACAAGUAUUCUUACGUUGUGUUCCAUUAUGGCCAGCAGGGGGUGCCAGAUGUGCACUUAUCUACCGUUGUACAGUAUUUGACGACUAAAACAUUUACGAGUGUGUUGAAAUCAUGGUGUAAAUCUGCAGUGAUCAAUAAACCUACACAUUUAUAAGA